This is a messenger RNA of Sesamum indicum (sesame), 711 nucleotides long. NCBI's taxonomy places the organism in Eukaryota, Viridiplantae, Streptophyta, Magnoliopsida, Lamiales, Pedaliaceae. The record is from RefSeq and is a predicted model, not a curated record.
UCAAUCAUUUCUUUGCAACAAAUCCCAGAUAUCUCAUCCCUUCAACUUUGCUACAAGCAUUUACGAUUCAAGACCCAGAAAUGGAGAGGAAAAGAAACGUGAAAAACCACGGCAGUCAUGGACAACGACGACAUAGGCCACUGGACGCCUACGAGCUUUAUGAACUCGAGCACAUGCCACGUACACUUCAAAUGAAGGUUCCAAAUAUCGAUCGUUCUAAACCUCGUGAGGAUGAGACCGGAAGAACAGUGCAGAACUCUUGGAGCCAAACAAAGGACGGCAAUCAUGGACAUCACGGACAACGACAUAGGCCACAUGACGCCUACGAGCUUUAUGAACUCGAGCACAUGCCGCGUACACUACAUCACGCAAAGGUUCCAAGUACUGAUCGUGCUAGACCUGGUGAUCAGAAUGGACGGGAAAGCUAUAAGGAUAACAUCGAUUGUGAGGCAGAAGCGUUCAUCAGGUUGGAACAUGAGAAGUUCGAGCUAAGCAAAUGGAUGUCUAUGAAUGGCUGCUAGCUUCCUCAAAUUAUCAACUCUAGCUUAGAGCUGAAAUAAUGCAUGCAUGUCUUUGUUUUUUCAAUCAAGCCACUGGCGGUAUAGUAAAUGUGUGUUAUACAAAAAGUAUUGUAUGUUCAUAAAACCAAUGUCGAAAUAAAUGAAUUUUACUGUGUGUACACCUUUGGUAUAGGUAAAAUUCAUUUUGGUA